CCGCGUCACGUGUGGAGAGGUGGCGCAGUCGUUCUGAUCCGCCAUCGUCUUGUGUCCCGUUAUUCCCCGGCACACCAUGCUCCGCUCAGCAUCCUCUCACUGACCGCCCCGCUCAUCCCCCGGAUUACUGGAUAGAACCGGCCGGUGCUUGUGCGCAGAGGAGACAGGAUGGCGCUGACCGCUGUGUCUGAACUCAUCAAUGACACUCUGCGCCUGUACAGCUGGAGCCUCAGCAUUGCAGAUAAACGGGUUGAAAAAUGGACUCUCAUGCAGUCUCCUUUACCAACGCUGGCCAUCAGCACCCUGUACAUGCUCAUUGUGUGGCUGGGUCCCAAGUUCAUGAAGAAUCAAGAACCUUUCCAGUUACGUUAUCCGUUGAUUUGUUACAAUUUUGGCAUGGUUAUUCUGAACUUCUUCAUAUUUAAGGAGCUAUUCCUAGGAGCGAGAGCAGCAGGAUACAGUUACAUUUGUCAGACUGUAGAUUAUUCAGAUGAUGUUAAUGAAGUCAGAGUGGCAUCUGCUUUGUGGUGGUAUUACGUCUCUAAAGGAGUGGAAUACUUUGAUACAGUGUUUUUUAUCCUGAGAAAAAAGUUUAAUCAAAUAAGUUUUCUGCAUGUAUAUCACCACUGUACAAUGUUUACCUUAUGGUGGAUUGGAAUCAAGUGGGUCGCUGGAGGACAAUCCUUCUUUGGUGCGCAUAUGAAUGCCUUGAUCCAUGUUGUGAUGUACUUGUAUUAUGGCUUAGCUGCUUGUGGUCCACAUCUUCAGAAGUAUCUCUGGUGGAAACGAUAUCUGACAAUUUUACAGUUGGUUCAGUUCCAUGUCACUAUUGGUCACACUGCCCUAUCUCUUUACAUUGAUUGCCCUUUCCCAAAAUGGAUGCAUUGGGCACUGAUUGUAUAUGCCAUCACCUUCAUUUUUCUCUUUGCAAACUUCUACUAUCGGACAUACAAAGCACCAAAAGGAUCUACACGGAGUGGGAAGCCUGUUCAGAAUGGAAAAUCUGUGACAAAUGGAGGUGCAGUUACUAAUGGUGCAGUGAACAAACAUGACAACCACAAAGUAGGCGUAGAGAAUGGAAGGAAAAGGAGAAAGGGAAAAGCAAAGAGAGAGUGAUCAACCCUGCACCUCAUUCCGUCUUAUGUUCUGGAACCUCUACUCAUGAGGUAGCCGUCCCCUAUUGAUUUAGUGUACACAGUUGAUCAAGCACUUAAGCACUGUUUAGGUCCAUGUAUUGACUGUUGGUAUUAUUUCCUUUAUUUAUAAUGGAGCUUGAUCUGUCCUUAAUUUAUUAUUUCCAGUCUGAAGUGAACAAGCUAGCAUUGCUCUAUUUUUACUUUGUUCCUCUGGAGGGAGGAAUGACAGUCUCUGUUGGCUUGUGCACAGGAGGGAGUUCCUAGUAAAUAAUAUGUUGUAGCAGUGAAAAGGAUUCUGUAACCAAUAAUUCAGAUGAUUAAGGAGGAGACAGAAAUUGCUGCAGGAAAAAUAAACCAAGGGUUCAUUCUAUUCAUCUAGUUAAGCAUGUCACAAUAUUGUGGCACAUCGUCCCUGUCGAGCUCGAAGAAUAAUGUUAUUAUGUUUAAUCGCUUCUACCAUACAAUAAAACAUGUGGGUGGAGCUUAUCUGGAGCAGCUGCUUGAAGACUACAUACAUCAGCUUUAUCUAAAUCGCCCAAGGCUAAAUUCUUGCUCUACCCAACCAAUACUAAUCCUGUUAGAUUUUUGUUUAAAGCGUUACUGUCAUUAGGAACAACUUUUUUUUCCAUUUAAUACUUCAUUAAAAAAAUGUAUUGCUAAAGAUGUGAUUUAAAAAAAAAAAACAUUUUUAAAUAUGGCCACCAGGGUUCUCUGUCUAUUUAAUUUUGAAAACGAACCCGGGUAUCUAGGGCUCUUUGGUCCUGACUACCAAGAAAGGGACUGAAAUUUUGAAGGGGGGGAAGUGGGGUGUGGUUUUAUUUCUCAUCUGCUCACUCAGUACAGUGUAUAAUCCAGCUUUCAACUGUGUGAGGAGAACACCUGUGAGAUCCAGACAGCUUGCAGCCUCUUCAGAUGAGAAGCAUUCCCAUGCACAGUGACAAGAAAUAAAAGGUGCUAAACUAUUUUUUAUAUGCAAAAUGGUUUCUCUUUGGUCAUUUAUAUGAUCUGAUUUCUUGUGUAUUUGCACCAUAUAGGUUCCACAUGUCUGCUUUAUGGUUAUAAAAGGCCUGCACUUUGGUCACAAAGGUGUGAAAAUGUAAAAAUCAAAUUUUUUUGGCACAAAAUGCAGGUCUUUCUUCUGUACUUGCACCAUAUAGUUUCACAUGGCUGCAUUAGAGUUAUAUAGAGCAUGCAUUUAGGCAAAAAGUGUAAAAAUGUUUGUGCAGACCUGAUGACAGAGGGAAGGGGGUAGAAGAGGAGCUCAUCAUACUCCAGGGGAAACGCUCCCAGUCUCUGGAGAGAAAUACAGAAAGACUUAUCACUGUAAUACAUAAGUCAAAGGGUAUUUUACAUAUUAGAACAUGCAUAUUAUUGUGCAUACAGGUCUUGGGGCACAUUAUUACACUGAUUUAAAGAGUACCUGUCACCAAAUAAACUUUUCUAAACUAACUCAGAUUAUGUUCCUUAACUACUCUAAACACUCCUCCCACCCUUUAAAAUAAUUGCAGAGCUUUAAAAAGAAGCUGUCAAUCAAGCUCAGUGCAGAGAAACACUUCCUGGGUUUGGUCUCCUGCCAUUACAAACAGGAGACCAAAAUCUGAGAUUUUGACCAGACUGAAUGUGUUCUGGCCAAGAAGGGAGACCCCUGAUGGCCAGAAGUAUACAGCAGAUAAACUAACAUAAAACAUUUUUGUUUUUUAAUGGAAGCCAAUUACAAAAGUUAUUUAUUUGGCAUAAGGAAUCAAAUAUUAAAAAUCAUGUUUAAUGACAGUGCCCAUUGAAGCAUUUCUUUAAAUUUUGCUACUAAUGACAGUAAUGCUUUAAAGACUGAGCCACCAUGGUUAUUUAUACACCAUAUGUAUUUACGAUGCACUGGCCCAUUGUUUACACUACCUGCUUUGUGCAGGGACAGGAAUACCCAAUAAAAAGGAUGAGCGCAGAAACUAUGCGUGUGACUGAACCCCUAAGGUGUAAACGGGAAAUCCUACUGGCUUUUUAUUACUGAACAUUCUAAAAUAUAUAGUAUAUCAUCUAUACUAUGCUCCGUAGUUCAAUACUGAGAUUACUGCUUGGGUGACUAGCAUCCUCUUUAGAAUUGCUAGCAUGUAAAGAAGCCAGGCUAUUACUCUACAUCUUCCUGUUAUGUUAGACUGAACAGUAAACAAAUACUGAUGCUGAGCAGGGGCAGUGACUGGUAGUGUCCUGCUCUGUAAGAUAUAGGCUUCCUAUGUGCCCCUGAUACUGGUCAACUGGGGGCGACAGAUCGUCUUUAUUUAUUAAAUCAUAAAAUAUUAUUAUCACCCAUGAUGGCUCCGCUCUGGAGAGCCACCGUUAAUGCUGUUGUUUCCCAGAAUACAUGAGGGUUGGGGGAAGCUCCCUCCAUAGUGUUACUUCAAGGGAAACCAAUAAUACAUUACUACUACUACAACCAUGCAAUGUAACUUCUAAAACCUAGAGAGUUAAUUAAGGAAAGGCAUAGAAAAUAAAGGUCUUUAAAGCAAAAUUUAGAAUGUGCCCUUGUGGCAACAAACAGACAAAAUGGAAUAGAUGAGACCAGUUUUGGUUUGUAGAGAAGAUAAGACCUGUAUAUAUUAGCUACAUGGCUGCUCAUUUUUGGUUUUACUGGAAGGUGUCUACUUUGUUGAGCUAAAAUUCCCAUCAUACUUUCAACAUUGAAGGUCUUUCCAUACCUCAGCUCACAAAUGUUGUACACACUCAUACAUAUAUGGCAGUGUGUUAUCCCUUUUUCCUUGCAUCUCUAUGUAUGAAAUCUUUAUACCUACAUUAUAGUUUUAACAAAGUAUCUGGUACCGUUCUGUACAUAUUUGUUUUCAUAUAGAUCUAGUGGUUUAUGUGAUGUAAAGUGUUACCCAGGUCAGUAUAUUAGCUUUAUAUUAAAAAUGUGCAUUUUGUUAUUGUUAUAACUAAGUGGGGGGUGUGCUACCAUUAGUGCCAUUCUGUGUGCUUGGCAGAAGAGCCCCAAUACAUACUAAGUGUGUCCCACAAUCGUAUAAAGAAUUAUUAAACAGUAAAGAACAGCCAAUAGUUGUAGUGCAGAAAAGGGAUAGGUAGCUGAUCAUGGAAGGAUCCAACCGCUGGGACACCCUGUGAUCUCUGGAACAGGACCCUGGCUCUCUGUGAGGAGCGCAUGUUGUCUACCAGUAGACUGCACGUGCUCCAUUCAUUUCUAUGGGAAUGUUGAUGAUGCCCGAGUGCUGUACUCAGGUCUCUUUGGCGCUCCCAUAGAAAUGAAUAGAGCGUGUGCCGUCUGCAGCACACGCUUCAUCAAUCGGACCCCCAACAAUCAGCUACUUAUGACCUAACCUGCUAAUAGGGGAUAAGUUCAUUGUGGCUGAAUUUGUCUGAUAAAUCAGUAUGUAGCAAGUUCCAUUUGGUGGUGCUUUUCAGGUGGUUAUCAUGUUUAAAAACAAAACUGUCAUCGGGUUUUACCUCUUUUACCCAUUUCCACCACACUUCAUGACAUGAAAAGACCAUUCUAAAUGUAUAGCUAUUGAUCCCCAGUAACAGCACAUACCUUAGAAAUCUCCUGUGUCAGCUCAAGGCUACUUUCACACUGCCAAUGUGACCCGACCAUAAACGGCCGUAAGGCUCUUUUUUAUUUCUCCAGCCUUUAACGGCUGUUAUCAGGAUGGGGCACAAUGGGCAAUAACGGAUCACGAUGGAUCCCUUUUACUAUAAACUGGUCCGUCUGGCGCCAUUAUUUUGUAAUGGGAGAAAAAAAAAUGACGCAAGUAGUAUUUUUUUUCCUCCCACUUUUCUCCCCGGCCUUCGCCGACGGCCGUCACUCUGCCGUGUCCUGAUGGCAGUGUGAAAGAAGCCUUAAAGUGUCCGAUAGUCUUAUCUGGAUCUCCGUACUGUCUUCCUCAAUUGUUACUAAGCAUGCCCUUGUCCUGUUUUUUUUUUUUUUAAGUAUUUAUUUAUAACUUUUGCAAUUUUAAACAAGGAAAUACACACAUGGGGCCGAGCACAAGGCCCCCCCCCCCCCCCAGCUCACCCCUCCUGCGUACAAAAUCAAUGGAUCAUGUCAGGACUAAAUACACACCCUUGUCCUGUUGACAUGGGUGACGCAUCACCAACGAGUCUUCUCAGCAGAGAUCCACUGAAUCCGCAGUGUAUUGUCCCUUUUCUGGACAGAGAAAUUGCUGUCUUUUGCAGGUGCCAGUUCUCAGCUAGCUUUAUUGGCUUUCAUAUUCUUCAGGACCAGUACAUAGCAGAAUAACAAUGAUUUGUCUGCACACAAAAGGAAAAACACGCUGCACAUUCCUCACUUCUCUGUUGGAGCAUUGAAGGCAUCAUCCACAUUUUUCGUCGGUGAUUCAGCAUGGCACGUCUGGAUACAACAAGUUAAUUCUUCAGCGCCAUUAGCUAUAUGUUUUGGAAGGUCUUUUUCUGUCAUACAGUGUAGUACGAUUAGUUUAAAAGAGAGAAAGUGGGUGACUAGUUCUCUUUAAAGGGGACAUGUCAGCUCGCCUGAUGUGUCAUAUUUUUAUAGAAUUGUCCACUGUACCGUUCUUACGUUAUUAAAGGGGUUAUCCACCAUAAGGUGAUUUUAGUACGUACCUGGCAGACAGUAAUGGACAUGCUUAGGAAGGAUAUGUUCUUGUCUUGGGGCUAAAUGGCUAUGCUGUGAGAUUACCAUAACACUGUGGCUAGCUGUUUGUGAACUGAUAUUUCCUGUUUCAGUUUUCUUUUUUUAACUACAAAUCCCAUGAUUCCAUUUUCCUCCCUCCCACACAUCAGCCACCCCACCCAUUGAAACAUAAAUGAGCUGCAUCCAUUCAAAAGACCUGUGGUUUUCAAUCAGGGUGCCUACAGCUGUUGCAUUAGUUGCAGAUUGAUCUCUCUCCCACCAAGCAAUCCCUCCACCCAUUGAAGCAAACAGGCUCCCUGUCAUCAGCUGACUAGUGAGUCAGGUCUCGGCCGCAUUGCAACCUGGGAAAAAUCUGAGACAACAGUAAUUUUGUAUGCUGGUAAAAAUAAAUAUUGGGGUAAAAAUCACUUAAGAAUUGUGAGAAAACUGUCACACACAGAAACAGACACUAUAUUAUGAACUACACUAACUUUACAGCCCCUGUAGCAUGGUCAAAUAAAAAAAACAUUCCUGGAAUACCCCUUUAACUAAAACAGACAUGUCAAUGGACCAGUCCUCUUUAUAUAUUCAGAAAAUCGAGACAGGACCUUUUGGUUGAAGGAUCCUUAAGAUAGGUACACAAGUAGAUCAUAAAGAGCCGGUUUAACACAAACAUAUUACAUGUGCAUUUCUGCAUCUGUAUUAUGGCCUGUAUCAUGUCUUGACCUCACUUCUGAUGACCUGAAGUGACAGCUAUCAGUUUGGGUCAUCAGAAGCAUGGUCAGGCUAAUACUUCUUUUAGCUGUAAUACUGAUGCAAAAAUUUGUUUGUAAUAUGCUUGUGUGAAAGUGGUCUAAUCUGUAUCUAUGAAAGGGAUUUGGGAGCUCUAUAUCAGAAAAACAAGACAUGAGGCAGGAACUACUUGAUAUGGUGACCCUUCUUUUGCUUGCAUAAUCUGGUGCCACUGCAUCAGCUUUUCAUUAUAGGGUCCUUAUGUUGCUCUUCAUGUAGGGCAAAGUGCUACACUCCUGUUAUCAAGAUAGAUGUAAACCUGCAGAUCCUCUACAUUUAGGUGUAUUGGGGGGAGAUUUAUCAAAGGAUUUAGACUGGUUUUUCCAGUCUAAAAUUGUCGCACAGAAAGUUGGUCUAAAUACGUGCAACUUUUUCGCCAAUUUUGCAUUAGAGGAUUUUUAGCACAUGAUGCAUUCUAGGCUAUUAUAGACGGAAAAAUGCAUUGGUGCUGAAUUUAUCAAUAGCAACUUUUCGUCGAAAAGUCGCAUCGCCCGAAAAUACGCUGAAAUGUCAGACCAUGCUGGAGCAGGUUUAAAUACAGUCUAAACCGUAGAUCCCGAAGUCCGUGCGCAGAAUUUAUCAAGAACCGUGCGACUUUUGAUAAAUUAGGCUCACAAUAGAUCGGCCUAACGUUCUGUAGGUUGGUCUAUAUUGAUGCGGGAAAUAGACAGUUUUGAUAAAUCUCCCCCAUUGUCUACUGUUUUCAUUUAUUAUGCAUUGUUUAAAAUAUUUUCAUUUGUCGUAAUGUCUCUCACUGUUUUGUUUUUUAAUAUUUGUUUAUAUAUUUUUUUUUCACAAUUAGAUCUUUUUAGAAUAGAAAAUGUAAUGUAUGCUUCUGCACAACAGCAACAUUGAGUAGGUGCUUUUAAGUAAUAUUACUGUGAGAUAAAAGAUUAAAAAAAGAUUUUAGCGUGUGAUAAAUAAUUCUCUUGAGUAAUACUGUGUGUAGGCAUAAAUAUGGACACUUUACAGCUUUAUGCAAAUGUGACAAUAUGAGAUGGCAAGAGGGUUUGAGUCCUAGCAUAACAUAUAUUAAACACUUUUUGUUUUAUGAACUUUUUGUGUCCUAUCUUAUAAGCACAGACCAUAAAUUCUUCAUAAGGUAAAAAAUAAUGGACUUUAAUUUUUUACUCCUGAUGGAUUCAUUUCUGAAUAUAUGUUUUGGAAGAGUAGAAGGGGAAAUGUGUUGUACAUUUAUAUGUUUAUUUUGUAAAACUAUCAGGGGAUUUUGAAUGUCUAUUAUCUAAUGCUGUGUACUUGAUCUGAAAGUCUGUCCAUACAUAUAUCUUUUUUGAAUGUGAUGAAGUUACAGCCCAUAUGGCAUGCAUGGGGUUUGAGGAAUAGGCAUGGGCUUAUAUACAAUCUAUCUUAGAGGAUUCUACACAUAUAAUAGGCUGUGUUUCUAUGCUUGGCAUGAUUCCAUGCUAGUAUUAAAUAAGGUCACCAAAAAUUAUAUGACAAAACGAGACUGGCGUUCAUGCUAAAGGUGACCCAGGGAACAUAUGGUCAGCAAUAAGUCAUAUGCAAUAUUGCUAUGUGACUUCAUUUAAAAAAUUCACAGCAAUAUUAAAGGGGUUAUCCAGAAUUAAAAAAAUUGAUCUAAUUUCUUCCAAAAAUAGCAUCACACCUGUCCUCAGGAUGUGUGUGGUACUACAGCUCAGUUCCAUUAAAGUGAACGGAGCCAUGUUGUAAUACCACACACAACUUUUGUAAUCUUGGAUAACCCCUUUUAAUAUCACUGUGAUUUCUUCACAUGCUGUCAUAUCCCCUUUAAGUGUAGACCUGGCCUUAGAUGAAACAGAGCUUUAGCCAUAUUGGUCUUUUUUUCUUACAUGGAAAGAGAAACAAUCAUGUUAAGGUUACAGAUGUAAACUGAAAAAUAUUGUUUCAAUAAAAAUGGAUAAUGCUGUG
Messenger RNA from Hyla sarda, 8430 nucleotides. RefSeq names its product ELOVL fatty acid elongase 4 (gene ELOVL4). Lineage: Eukaryota; Metazoa; Chordata; Amphibia; Anura; Hylidae. Gene Ontology annotation, molecular function: fatty acid elongase activity. Gene Ontology annotation, biological process: sphingolipid biosynthetic process; fatty acid elongation, saturated fatty acid; very long-chain fatty acid biosynthetic process. Gene Ontology annotation, cellular component: endoplasmic reticulum; endoplasmic reticulum membrane. The record is from RefSeq and is a predicted model, not a curated record. The coding region runs from base 169 to 1116 and encodes 315 amino acids. The transcript is spliced from 6 exons.